CCGCUACAAGAUACCAUUCCGCCCACGCCCAUAAACUACUGCACGGCACCGGGUGGUAGAGGCCGCGGCAGCGCCGGCGAGCGAAUAAAAGCAGCAGCAGAGGCCAGAGGCGAGAGGCACUCGCCGCACUCCCUCCCUCUCCCCCUCCAGCGUCGUCCAACCCCAGCGAGCAAGCAAAGCCCAGGCAUUUCCCCUUGCCUUGCCGCCGCAGUAGCUAGACAUCUCGGUCGGGCCACCCAACACCCAAAGCUCUUAGCAAACCUCCCUGGCCAAGGCUCCGGUGCGGUGAACCAGCAGAGAGGGUAGCCGGCCGUCAUCUUGGCGUGUAUAAGUCGCUGCCUGCGGCCUCCGGUGAGCUGAGGUAGCCGGGCAUGUCGGUCUCCUCCGCGCUGUCGUCGUUCCUGCUGUGCUGCUUCUACCCGUCCGGCGGCCACCGCGGCGGCGCCUACUACUACAGCAGCCACCCGACGAGCGCCAACACCCUGUACGGUGGUGGUUACCAGGAGGGCCCCUUGGCCGGGCGCAGGAUGAUGGGCCGCCGGAGCAGGCCGCUGUCGCUGCAGACGGUGGAGCUCAAGGUCCGGAUGUGCUGCUCCGGGUGCGAGCGCGUGGUGAAGCACGCGCUGACGCGGCUUCGCGGCGUGGACUCGGUGGAGGUGGAGGUGGAGAUGGAGAAGGUGACGGUGACGGGGUACGUGGACCGGCACCGGGUGCUCAAGGAGGUUCGCCGCGCGGGGAAGAAGGCCGAGUUCUGGCCCAACCCGGACCUGCCGCUCCACUUCACCUCCGCCAAGAACUACUUCCACGACGAGGAGUCCUACCGCCGCACCUACAACUACUACCGCCACGGCUACAACGGCGACAAGCACGGCCACCUCCCGGAGCCCCACCGCGGCGCCGACCCCGUCAGCAACAUGUUCAACGACGACGACGUCAACGCAUGCUCCGUCAUGUAGCAUGGCGUGGCAUGGUGUUCCGAUCCUCUCGAUCCAUCGCCAAGGAUUGAUCGUGCCGUGCGUGACGAGCUAGCUGCUGGGAGCUAGCUAGACCGGCCAUCAUUGUGUCUUCUCGCUCGCUCUAGUGUUGUUGGGCGCCUCUCUAGUAGCUAGCAAGCAAGCAGGUCCAGUCGCAAGCAGAGUGUUUGUAUGUGUGUGUUCGUCGUCAGCUCGCGCGUGCAUGUAACAAAUUAAAUGGAUGAUGGAGACGGACGUCGCAAGUUGCAAUAUGGAAUGAGUAGCGGUUCCCCUUUCCGGGUUA
Molecule: messenger RNA, 1257 nt
Organism: Panicum virgatum (switchgrass)
Lineage: Eukaryota; Viridiplantae; Streptophyta; Magnoliopsida; Poales; Poaceae
Product: heavy metal-associated isoprenylated plant protein 30-like
Exons: 2
Coding region: 372-956 (194 amino acids)
Molecular function (GO): metal ion binding
Source: RefSeq, a predicted model, not a curated record